AUGACAAUGAAUCCGGCUACAAAGCAAAAAAUUGCAAUUAUUUUAAACGUGAGCAAAACUGUAUUUCAUUGGGGAUUUAUUCCUGCUAUAUUAUUUUUAGGUUAGUUUUUCUUCUCUCAUUUAAUAAUCUCAAAUUAUUAGUUAUAUCAAAUUAUAAUUUAAUGAAAGCGAAUUUAUAGUUUUUUAAUAAAUUUAAUUUGUGUCAAGUACACAAGUCACUGACAAAUUAACUGGAUUUUUAGGAUUUAGAAAAGGUGCUGAUCCAGGCAUGCCUCAAUUAUCACUUAUAAAGUAAGUUUUUAUAUAAAUUAUAUAUAAAUUAUAUUAUAAAUUCUGGUAACAAUUGAACAUGGAUAAUUUUGUAUUUCAGCUUAUUAUGGCAAUAAAAAUAGCUGCUUCAAUGUUUUAUCUUAUUUAUGAAGAUAUUUUCAUUUCUUUAUUUCCAUUAAAUUCAAUGUAUAUUUAUUUAUGUACUAAUUGUUACAGCUAAAAUUAUUAAUAGGAGAAUGCUACUUUAAUGUUGAGUUGAACAAAAUAAAAAUUUGAAUUACAAUGUACCUAUUAUAUAAUGAAAAAUAAAAGAAGAGCAGGAUUAUAUACAGAAGUAUUUUUUGUUAUACACAUAAAUUUGCUGUUCUCUGUAGCAUUUUAAUUUAAUGUACAAAAGUAUUUUUUACUUUUAGCUAAACUAUAUUUUUAAUCCAUUUUAUUUAUAUGCUAAAGACUAAAAGUUAAUUAAAGUUUUAAUGAAAUCUAAAUACCUUUUAAAUGAGUUUUAAAAGGUAUUUGUUCCUAAAUUAGAAACACGUGCUUUUUGAAAAAUUUAUACAUUAUUUAUACAUUAAAUAAAUGAUGUAUUAAAUAUUUUAGUCUUUUUCAUUAUUAUUUUAAAUUGUAUCCUUACAUUAUUAUUUUAAUUGUAUCCUUAAAUUGUAUCCUUACAUUAUUAUUUUAAUUGUAUCCUUAAAUUGUAUCCUUAUUCUUAUUUAAUCCAUUUAAAAAUGUAAUUAGAUGAAACAGCAGUAAUAUAGAUGAAACUUAUAAAUGUAAAUGUUAAUAAUUACAAAUUAAAUUACACAGAAAAUACAAUUAACAAUUAAUUAAGAUUUUUAUAGACUAAUUUUUCGUAAUCAAUACAUCCACAUUUUAAAAUAA
This is a messenger RNA of Heterotrigona itama, 1155 nucleotides long. Lineage: Eukaryota; Metazoa; Arthropoda; Insecta; Hymenoptera; Apidae. The record is from the annotation of a GenBank genome assembly.